AUGGCUGUAGCCAACAAAACCAGAAAUAUGCUUGAAGGUUUGGUAAAAGAAGGAUCUUUUAAAUGGUUGCUUGGCAAGAAAAGUUACUUUGGGGAAGAAUUUGAAGAGAUGGAAAAUUCUCCUUCUGCUGGGAAGAAUUUUAUACGAGAGCUGUCUCCUAUUGCAAACAUAGUUGUUCGUAGAUGCUCAAAAAUCCUUAGGACCUCUUCAAGUGAUCUUCAGGAGAGCUUCAAUCAGGAGGCUUCUGAUUCUAUUAAGCAUCCAUCACGAUAUGCAAGGAACUUAUUGGAAUAUUGCUGUUUCAAGGCCCUUUGCCUGAUAACACAAAUGACUGGUCAUCUCUUUGACAAAACAUUCCGGCGAUUGACGUAUGACAUGAUGUUGGCUUGGGAAGCCCCAGCUGCUGAAAGCCAACCCUUAACUAAUAAGGUUGAUGAAGAUGUAUCUGUUGGUUUAGAAGCUUUCUGUCGAAUAGCCCCUUCAAUUCCUAUCAUUGCCAAUGUCAUCAUUAGUGAAAAUCUUUUUGAGGUGCUGAGUUCAUCCACUGGUGGUCGCCUUCAGUUCCCCAUCUAUGACAAGUACCUCAGUGGCUUAGAAAGGGCUAUAAGAAAAAUGAAGAGCAAUUCAGAAUCGUCUCUCCUGGCUGCUAUAAGAUCCUCUAGAGGUGAGAAGAUUCUUGAGGUUGAUGGAACAGUCACAACACAGCCGGUCCUUGAGCAUGUAGGAAUAUCCACCUGGCCUGGAAGGUUAAUCCUGACAGAUCAUGCACUUCAUUUUGAAGCACUUCGCGUUGUAUCAUAUGACAAACCAAAAAGAUAUGACUUAUCAGAAGAUCUUAAACAAGUUGUUAAACCUGAGUUGACUGGACCAUGGGGUACUCGACUUUUUGACAAGGCAGUCUUUUAUAGCUCGUCAUCCCUAUCAGAACCAGUUGUACUAGAGUUUCCAGAACUCAAAGGUCAUGCACGUCGUGAUUAUUGGCUAGCUAUCAUCCGAGAGAUUCUAUAUGUUCACAAAUUCAUAAGCAAGUAUAGAAUUAAAGGGGUUGCACGGGAUGAAGCACUUUGGAAGGCUGUUUUAGGAAUUUUGCGUUUACAAGCUAUUCAGGAUAUUAGUUCCACGAUUCCUAUACAGAAUGAUGCUCUUCUCAUGUUUAAUUUAUGUGAUCAGCUUCCAGGUGGAGACUUGAUAUUAGAAACCCUUGCAGAUAUGCCAAACCUAAGACAGUCGGAGCAUGAGAAUGGUUUCAAGGGUGGUAGUGGAAUGUAUUCUAUCUCAGCCUUGGACAUGGUUUCUAACUUGGGAUUUGUAUUUGGAGCAAGUUCAAACAACUCAAAUGAGAGCAGGAUUGCUGUGGGUGAAAUAUCUGUUGGAGAAAUGACUGAAUUGGAAAUAGCUGUUAAAGAAUCUAAGAACAAUCAUAAAAAGGUUAUAUCUGCACAAGCGACAGUUGAUGGUGUUAAAGUUGAUGGUAUUGACACUAAUUUGGCUGUCAUGAAGGAGUUACUUUUUCCUAUAAAUGAACUUGGAAAGUCUCUCCAAUCUUUGGCAUAUUGGGAUGAUCCGUGGAAGUCUUUAGGGUUUUGCUUGUUUUUCAGUUACAUUAUUUACAGGGGUUGGCUUCCGUAUGCAGCAGCACUGGUAAUUGUGUUACUUGCAGUUUUUAUGAUAAUUACACGAUGUUUUAGCCAUGGUAGGUCAGUUCCUGAAGUUAAAGUAAUUGCCCCUCCUCCAAUGAAUACAAUGGAACAGCUUUUGGCUGUUCAGAAUGCUGUCUCUCAGGCUGAACAGGUCAUCCAGGAUGGCAACGUAAUUCUGCUCAAGUUUCGUGGCUUGUUGCUUGCCAUUUUUCCUCAGGCUACAGAGAAGUUGGCAUUUGGUCUUCUAUCAACAGCCCUGAUUUUGGCUUUCUUGCCUUCGAAAUACAUAGUUCUGCUACUCUUCUUGGAGAUUUUCACAAGAUAUUCGCCUCCAAGGAAAACUAGCACUGAGAGAUGGACGAGGAGAUUAAAGGAAUGGUGGUUCAGCAUACCAGCAGCUCCUGUUACCCUUGAAAGAGAUAAAGAGGAAAAGAAGAAAAAAUAG
Sphenostylis stenocarpa is the source of this 2085-nucleotide messenger RNA. The record is from the annotation of a GenBank genome assembly. NCBI's taxonomy places the organism in Eukaryota, Viridiplantae, Streptophyta, Magnoliopsida, Fabales, Fabaceae.